Molecule: messenger RNA, 1470 nt
Organism: Phytophthora sojae
Lineage: Eukaryota; Oomycota; Peronosporomycetes; Peronosporales; Peronosporaceae
Exons: 9
Coding region: 1-1470 (489 amino acids)
Biological process (GO): mRNA processing; spliceosomal complex assembly; protein deubiquitination
Molecular function (GO): zinc ion binding; cysteine-type deubiquitinase activity
Source: RefSeq, a predicted model, not a curated record
AUGUCCGCCACCAAGAAGCGCAAGGCCGACGCGGACGCCGCCGCGGACGCCGGCGCCAAGCGCCGCAAGUGUCCGUACCUGGACACGAUCAACCACCAGCUGCUGGACUUCGACUUCGAGAAGGUGUGCUCCAUCAGCCUCUCGGACCAGAACGUCUACGCGUGCCUCGUGUGCGGCAAGUACUUCAAGGGCCGCGGCCGCAACACGCACGCCUUCACGCACUCGGUGCAGAGCAGCCACCACGUGUUCAUCAACCUGCAGACGGACCGCAUCUACUGCCUGCCGGACAACUACGAGGUCGUGGACAACACGCUCAAGCCCGUGCAGGACGCGCUGCGCCCGGCCUUCGAGCCCGAGCAGAUCGCGCGGCUGGACCAGAACCGCAUCCUGGCGCAGGACGCCUUCGGCGUGUCGUACCUGCCGGGCUUCAUCGGUCUCAACAACCUCAAGCACACGGACUACAUCAACGUGGUGGUGCAGGCGCUGGCCCACGUGCCGCCGCUGCGCGACUUCUUCCUGGCCAACGCGGCGACGACGAAGAAGAUCAAGUCCAAGCUCGUGUUGCGCUUCGGAGAGCUGCUGCGCAAGAUGUGGAGCCCGCACAACUUCAAGAACACGAUCAGUCCGCACGAGCUGGUGCAGGAGAUCUCGGGCCUGGGUGGAUCGCAUAAACCUGGUAGCAGUAUCAUCCACAAGUGCUUCCAAGGUUUUGUGGAGGUCACGACGGAUGAUGAAACGAAAGCCGCGUCGGCAGACCCAGCGGAGCGCGAAUCCGCUGUUUCCACCACGGUAUCGCCGUUUUUGAUGAUGGCGCUUGACUUGCCGUCGACGCCGCUGUUCAAGGACUCUCAAGGUGGAAAUAUCAUUCCUCAGAUUCCGCUUUUUACAGUGCUUGAAAAGUACAACGGCUCGCACGUAACGCACGUGCUUCAAGGCUCUCAUCGUCUGAAGAAGACGUACCGCAUCGACUCGCUGCCAGCGUAUCUGAUCUUCCACGUGAAGCGCUUCACGCGGAACAACUUCUUCAUUGAAAAGAAUCCAACGAUUGUAACCUUUCCGGUGAAGAAUCUGGAGCUGCGUGAUUACUUGAAGCUGGAUCAGAGCCUUCCGUCGGAGGAAGAGCUCCGCAACAAGUCAAUCUCUGAGCUCCGAGAUAUCCUUCGCAACCACAAGCAGUCCACGGAGGAUUGCGUGGAAAAGGCCGACCUUGUCGAGAAGAUUUUGCGUGUCACCCUGCCAUCCACCAAGUACAACUUGAUUGCCAAUAUCUGCCAUGACAGCCCGGUGACAACAGGCCAGGAGGCGGCGCUCCAAACGAACCCGCUGACGGAAGGCAGCUAUCGCGUCCAUGUUCAAAAUAGAGCAACUGAGCAAUGGUACGAGAUCCAAGAUCUCCACGUCCAGGAAACGAUGCCUCAGCUUAUCGGUGUGUCCGAGUCCUACUUGAUGAUUUACGAGCGGAAGGCCUAA